Messenger RNA from Cannabis sativa, 1114 nucleotides. RefSeq lists its product as uncharacterized. The coding region runs from base 34 to 969 and encodes 311 amino acids. The record is from RefSeq and is a predicted model, not a curated record. NCBI's taxonomy places the organism in Eukaryota, Viridiplantae, Streptophyta, Magnoliopsida, Rosales, Cannabaceae. The transcript has 2 exons.
UUAAUAUUAAAAAAAAUUAUAUGAAUAUAUAGGAUGAGUUCAAGCUCUAAUGCAGAUCAAAGAGGGAGAGGUAAAAAUAAACAUUAUUGGACACCAACACAAGACAAUGUAUUGAUUGAAUGUCUUCUAGAGUUGAGUCAAAAUUCAACAUGGCGAGCUGAUUCUGGAUUUAAGAAUGGAUAUUUGCAACAAAUGGAGAUUAUGUUAGAGGAAAAAUUACCAGGCUCGAAGUUGAAGGCCUCACCUCAUAUUGAAUCUCGUAUUAAAAAUUUGAAGGGGAAGUAUUCUUGCUUGGCAGAAUUAUUAUCUUUAAGUGGUUUUAGUUGGGACAAUGAACAUUCUUUAUUAUUGUGUGAGAAAAGUGCAUUUGAUGAGUAUGUGAAGAAACGAAAAGAUGCAAGUGGAUUAUAUGGGAAACCAUUUCCUUAUUACAACAAGCUAGCAGAAAUAUAUGGACGAGAUCGAGCUACUGGGACAAAUGCUGGUAAUGCUGAUGAUGAUGAAGAAGAAAUACGCCAAAAUGAUGCAACUGGUGUAGAAUUUGGAGUUGAUGAUAAUAUAGAUGGCGGUGAGGAUGAUGAAGAAAUAGAUGAAUUUGAUGGUGUCUCACAUACUCAACAACCAACUAAUAUGCGUCGUAGAUCUACUGAGAGUACUACUAGUAACCAACAACGUGGUAAGAAUAAAAAAACUAAGGUUAUGGAUGAAAUUUCUACAAAUGUUGGUGCCUUAGCAGAUUCUAUAUCUAAUAUUGUCCCGAAGUUUCAAGGAUUAAUUGAUGCAAUAUCUGAUAAGGAUGUAGCUGAGAUGCAAACCAAUCUAUUCACAGAAAUAAGCAAGAUUAAUGGCCUAACUCCAAUGCAGUGUAUUCAAGCAACCAACAUAUUGGCUAAAGAACCUCCAUUGAUGCGAGUGUUUUAUGCAAUAUCAGAUGAGAUGAAACUGCUAUAUAUCCUGAAUAUGUUGUAAAAUGAUGCAUAAUUUUAUAAUUGCUAGAUAUUUGGAAUUUUGUUUAUCUUUAUGUUUCACAUUAGAAUAUUUUCAUGUGGAGAUUUUAUUUAUGGUUUGGUCAGAUAUUGUUUAAUUGAAUAAUAUGAGGAUACUUUUUUUAGCA